GGCCGGGCCAUCGUCUGUACUUAUUCUUGGGAGCACCGACGCUAAGGACUGCCUUCCUCGGGGGUGGUUAACCAGGGAGACGUCCUUUGGCGAUGGGGCAACUUUUGCCAGAUGGGGACAGGAUGUGUCAAGUUUUGAUGCGACUCUGUGUAGACCGUCCCGCAAGGUCGAACGAGAUGGGUCCCAUGGGCUAGAUUCUUGGGUCGUCCCUCAUGUCAAUGUUAUUGCUAGCCCCUUGGGUUCAUCAUUGACAUGUUUGAACCCUCUCGUCUGUCAUGUUCCAGACAUGUUGCUUCAUCUACUGCGUUGGUGAGAUUCUCAAUUGUUGGAAAUCCGGGGUAUGUCAGAUCAGCGUGGUGGGAUCUGAGUACUGACCGACAUGGUGCUUAUGGUUCCCAGAUCCGGACGUCGGCUCCAAUACGCGUUCUGCUGCCGCUUGCUCUUUGCCCGAUGAUCACCUAUUCGCUCAAGACUUUCCGAGCCCGAAGCAUCUCCAACCCCUUCAGAAAUCCUUCGGCUCCUCUAGCAAUAACUCGAGGAACAAGCAGCGGAGUCCUCCGUCUUGUUUCCAACCCCUGGUUCAUGGAGUUCCUACAUACCCCGCCCACCCACACACAGAGAAGUCUGGCACAUCACACGAUUUGGUCCACCCCCGCAGCGGGUUCUCCGUCGCAGAAAACAGCAAAAAAGAAUUACGGGAAAAUAAAGGCCAAGGCAUGUAACGUCGGGGAAAAGUCCCGGAGCUAACAUCAGAAGCGGAAGUUGGCCGAGUUGGUCUGGGUGGAUUCAGAGCAGAAAUCUUUACCACUUCCCCACCGCCCGCGGCAGAGUGCCAGAGACUUUUGUGUUCGUGAGUCGUGACUAAGGUGUUUUUCCCGUGGGGAAUGUUUUGAC
Colletotrichum phormii is the source of this 894-nucleotide messenger RNA. RefSeq lists its product as uncharacterized. The record is from RefSeq and is a predicted model, not a curated record. The transcript has a single exon. NCBI's taxonomy places the organism in Eukaryota, Fungi, Ascomycota, Sordariomycetes, Glomerellales, Glomerellaceae. Bases 253 to 747 code for a protein of 164 amino acids.